Messenger RNA from Magallana angulata, 4078 nucleotides. RefSeq names its product rho GTPase-activating protein 17-like. The coding region runs from base 141 to 2969 and encodes 942 amino acids. Gene Ontology annotation, biological process: regulation of Rac protein signal transduction; positive regulation of GTPase activity; regulation of actin cytoskeleton organization. The record is from RefSeq and is a predicted model, not a curated record. NCBI's taxonomy places the organism in Eukaryota, Metazoa, Mollusca, Bivalvia, Ostreida, Ostreidae. The transcript has 17 exons. Gene Ontology annotation, molecular function: GTPase activator activity; protein binding. Gene Ontology annotation, cellular component: cytoplasm; intracellular anatomical structure.
UGUCUGUCUGUUCGUCUCAAGUGAACUUCAUUUCCUGUGUAAACUUACGAGUCCUGUGACAAGGAAAGUUGACAGACGAUGACAGUUCGGUGGAUUUGCAUGAGAUAAUACACUGGACAACACUCAUUAACCUCCAAGCCAUGCUGAAAAAGGAGAAUCUGCGAAAAAAUUUCCUCAGAGUGAAACAAAUAGCAGACCAAAAUUUGGGAAGGGCAGAGAAGUCCGAAGUUUUGUCUGAAGAUCUCCAAACAGUAGAAAAACGAGUAGAAUUAGUUAAAACAGUAUGUCAAUCCACAAGCAAGAAGAUCGCGGGCUGUCUACAGGGGCAGGGAACAGACUACGAGAAGAGACUGAGAAAGUUACCUGAGAAUACUCUUGGUCUUGGGAUGAUCGAAAGUGGUACUCUACUUGGCACAGACUCCGUUAUGGGAACCAUGUUUCAGACUUGUGGAGAGUGUCAGACCACACUGGCCAAAGAACUCCUGCAGUUUGAGGUGGAUGUUGAGCAAAAUGUUCUAGCCCCCUUGCAAGAAAUUUUAGAUGUUGAAAUUCCUGCCAUAACAAAGUGUAAGAAACAGUUGUCUAAGUUAACUCUAGACAUGGACUCCUGUAAAGGCAGAUGGAACCAGGCUGUCAAACAAACUCAAGUACAUGGAGCAAACAUGGCGGCUGUGUCAGCAAAGGCAGACCAGCUCAAGGAAGAGUACGAAGAGUCAUGCAAUAAAAUGUAUCAGGCCAGGGAUAAUCUAGCCACAGAAAUGUUCAACUUUGUCGCAAAAGAAGCUGAGCACAGUAGUAAAUUAAUAGCAAUAUUAGAAGCUCAACGAGCAUAUCACAAAAAAGCCCUGGAGGCUUUAGAACAAGCUAUACCCAAGUUGAAUGAAGCACUUGAGUGUAACCCACUGAAGCCAGUGUAUGGGGUUCCCUUGGAGGAGCACCUGAGGGUAACAGGCAGGGAUAUUGCUCUAGUACUGGAGGUCUGUGUGAUCACCCUCAUAGAGGGCGGUCUAGAUGAGGAGGGCUUAUUUCGAAUAGCAGGGAUGGCUUCAAAAGUCAAGAAAUUAAGGAAUGCUUUUGAUGCCAAUGUGAUAGACAUGGAGGAGUAUGCCCAAGAUUUACACACAGUAGCAGGUGCUCUGAAACAGUAUCUCCGUGAGCUUCCUGAACCCCUUCUCACAACACAACUCUACCCUGAUAUCAUUCAGGCGGCCAAACUGCCACAAGAUCAAAGAUUGCAACAGUUAUGGUCAGCAGUUAGGAAAUUACCUGAACAAAACUACAAUAAUUUUAGGUAUUUAAUUAAAUUUUUGGCUAAGUUAGCUGAAAAAUCUGAUGAGAAUAAGAUGACCCCCAGCAACAUAGCCAUUGUAAUUGGACCAAAUCUUCUCUGGUCAGAAGGAGAUAAUGGCCCAAACAUGGUGACGAGUGGGACCAUAAGUAACAUGAUAGAACUGUUCAUCACACAUUGUGACUGGUUCUUUCCAGAAGCUGUUGACUUUCAUCAUACUAUACGUGGGACUGCUCCCCCCAAGUCUCCGGGGGUCAGGGAGUCACAAUCACCUGUCACUGCUACUGUACUCCCCCUAGUCCAGGCUCCACAGCAUGGGUCUGUUAGUCAGGCAUGUGAAAUGGCUUGUAUGACUGCAAUGGGAGCCAUAUCUUCCCGCAUCACCUCUCUGUCUGAUGUUUCUAACGAGGACCAGAAAACCCCCUCCCAGAGGUCAGCCAGUGUAUCAGAUGAUGACGUCACGUCCAGCUCUGAAGGUGAAAUAUCACGGCCUGUUGGUCAGUUUGGGUGUGCCUCUUUCCGCAACAGUAGUGGUUUUCCCUCAAGUAGUACUAACCUAAUUCAUACUCCUAAGUUUAAUGCCGAUGAAGUACGGGGAAGGCGAGGAAACUCUGAGAGGUGCCAGUCUGUACCGCCCCAGAGCGAGGCGGCUAAAGAUCUCCACAAUGAUGUCUAUAACACUAUGUUUGCUUUGCAUUCACUGGGUGGGGACAAAAAUGUGUCAGACUAUCGAACCAAAGUUCGAGAUUUGUGGGAUGGCCACAUGCAAAGACCAGCUUCUGCAGUUGUUAGAAAAAAUAGCAGUACAGAGAGUGGAAGCAGGAUAGCAGGAAAGCCCCGCCGCUGUGUAAGCCAAGAGGUAGAAUUCGGAACCAUGGCUUCAUUUAUGGUAAACAAAAGGAGUAGUUCUGAUUUGUCGGAAUUGGAUCAAUCCAUGACCAGUCAGGAGGGUCCAGACUCCAAUACUCCAGAUGUGCCUACCACCCCACCUAACCAAGUGGAGCAUAGAAUAAUCAAUGAUUCAGAGUAUGCUGAGGUUUCAAAAGUUCAAAAGAGGGUUCCUAGGAAACCUGCACCCCCACCCCCAGAUCGUCCAAAUCUGCCAGAGCGUCCGUAUAGCAUUGCUGUUACAGCUCAAGCAAGAACCCCAGCCGCUCAAUCACAGACGUGGCCAAGGCAAAUGGAGACCUCACCAGGAGAUACCGUGCCAAAUCAGGAGCAGACCAGACCAAAAACACACCCUGAAAAACCUCCACCCCCAGAGAAACCACCCCAUAACCCCCCACAGAGGUCAGCAACAAUAAGUGAGAGACAUUCUCAUGCUGACAGGCCCACUGUUCCUCCUCCAGAGAGACCCAAAGUUCCACCCCCCGCUGUACCAAACCACCAGCGAUCAGCAUCCACCGGCACACCCGGACAGUUUGGACCACCGGUCUCCAACUUACCAGAAAUUGAUCAAGGUAGACUAGCCGCUAAUUCUUAUGAAUCCCUAGAUAAGCAAGGAUCUGGUAAUCUACUAACUCCUGAUGGGCGACUUCAAUCCUCGUCCAAUGAGCAUUUGUCUUCUAACCGCUUACAUCAAGGUAGUGCAAGGCCUCAGCGCCCCCAGCCCCCAGUAAUGCCUCACAAGGACCCUCCCAAUCCUACUAUAGCCACUCAAGAUGAGGAAACUCAUUUGUAAUGUAAACAUUGUAAUGAAUGUGAUAUUUUUUCAAGCACUGAUACUUUGUCCCCUUCAAUAGGCUUUCAACUUUUCAUUCAAGAAUCAAAUCCCUACUGCUUGCCAAUUCAGCAUGAAAUGUUGCAAUGCUAUGCACAUUACCCAGUAUUAGCGUUGUUGUAAAUCAUUCAUAUUUAUGAUACUCGGUUUUGUGAUCAUGUGCAGCUCUUAGAGGUACAUCAGAUGUACAUUGUACCAGCUUUCUUUUUUUUUUUUUUUGGAUUUGAGCAAUAUUUUUUUUUCUACAAAAGUUGUUUACUGUAUUUGUGAAUGAAUUAAUACUUAUGGUAGUUGUUGUCCGUUUACCUCCAAUCUUUUAAAUAUUUUAAUUUUACAUACUAGGUAAUCAAUGUACGUAAACAUUAUAAAUAAUAUAUAUAUAUAUAUGUUUUAGUAGCUGAUUGAUCAGGCCAGCAGCAAUCUGUCUGUUGAAAUAUAGUCACUAAUACAUGUAUAGCUAAUUGACGUUAGAGCGAUUUACAUAUAGGCCAGGUUAUUGCACUACCUUAGCAUUAGGGCCAGGGAUAAAACUUAGUUUAUUUUAUGGUGUUAAUGUCAUUACUGCAGCAUACACAAUUGCAUGAGACACAUUUUAAUAACAUGCUUGCCUAAUGUAAAGCUGAACCAUAGAAUCAGUAAUGUUUAUAGUUUACAUGUAUAUGUCUUUAAUAUUUAGUAGUCCCUUUAUUUAUGUAUUUUGCAAACUUUGCUUUAAAUUGUACCUACAGAUUAUUACUUUUUCUUGCAUAUAUACCAGUGUGUAAUUUGUACCAAAUAUGCCAUUUUUUCAUUUAAUAAUCAGACUGAAGAUAACUAUUUAUAUAUAUAGCUAGUAAUGAUGAUGAAUUGAUUCGUACUUAUAACUAAUACAUGUACUUAAAAAUAGUCUUAAAUGUAAAUAUUAGAUUGCGUGUAAACAUUAUGAUUAUAAUUUAAAAAGGCAAGUCUGGGAAUACUACAGAUGCAGAAAUCCAAAAGCUUUACAUAAUUAAAGUACAUGUAUUGAAAUGUAAAAAUAUUAUGUAGAACAUGUGUGUUUUAUAACUCUAUUAUUUAAUUUUUGUCUUCUU